Molecule: messenger RNA, 729 nt
Organism: Telopea speciosissima
Lineage: Eukaryota; Viridiplantae; Streptophyta; Magnoliopsida; Proteales; Proteaceae
Product: WUSCHEL-related homeobox 2
Exons: 2
Coding region: 6-713 (235 amino acids)
Biological process (GO): plant organ development
Molecular function (GO): DNA-binding transcription factor activity; DNA binding
Source: RefSeq, a predicted model, not a curated record
UCGACAUGGCACCACCUAUAGAGGCGGCUCCGGCGAGUUCAAGGUGGAAUCCGACAAAGGAACAGAUAAGUAUGCUCGAGAGUUUAUACACACAAGGUAUUAGAACACCCAGUGCUGAACAGAUACAACAGAUUACCAGUAGACUCAGAGCGUACGGUCAUAUCGAAGGAAAAAACGUGUUCUACUGGUUUCAAAACCACAAGGCAAGACAGAGACAGAAGCAGAAGCAAGAAAACAUCGCACUUGUCAAUCGCUUUCUUCAUAAUAAACAACCUCCUUCUCCAUCUCUUCUCAUUCCUGCUCAUCCUUCUCCUCCUUGCACCAACGUUGUUUGCAGUCCAUAUUACUACAUGCAACAUAGUGGAGGAAUAGGGUUUUAUCCUCCACCAUCACCACCACCGCCACCACAGUAUCCAAAAGUGUUAUUGCCUAGUAGCACCAAGAGGAGACAGUCAAUGGAUAAGGUAGACGAAGGAGGCGAUGGAAACGAGGGAAUCGUGACGAACAGAAACAACAGUAGCUGUGGCAACGAAACAUUGGCUCUUUUCCCACUGCACCCAACUGGAAUCUUGGAGAUGGGUAGGUCUUCUUCGAAUUCAUUCAGAAUUACUUCAGUGACUGAAGAAUCAAAUACUUUGAGUUGUGAAGAGGGUUGUGGAGAACAACCAUUCUUCGAUUUCUUUGGAGAGAAAGCAUCUUGUGAAGACGAAUAAAUGUCUUAUGUUUUGG